CGCUCGCUGCCCCCCUGUUCUCCAGCCUCGACGCUGUCUUCAACAUCGUCGUCGCCGUCCUCUCUCCUCCCAGCGCUGCAGUGCCUUUCGCUCGGCUCCAAUGCCUCUGCCACAGCAGCAGCCACAACGCCAGCCCCGUCGUCGCGUCGACACAUGCACACGACCCGGUCCAACCAGUGGUUCUGGAACCGCAACAAGAAGGACGCCAACGCCAGCCCCGAGUCGUCGAUCGAGAAGCAGAUCGGCGGCACCCGCGACGUGCGCAAGAAGCUGAUGGAGCGCCUGUCGACGCGGCUCGAGGGCCCGUCCAUCUUCGAGGACGAGGCCAAGGCCACCGGCGACGCUGCCAGCGAGGCCGCCGACGCACACCUCGAGGGGCCCGAAAAAGCCGACGCGAAGCGACAGCGUAGGGCGCCCGGCGCCUACACCAAGGCCGGCGCGUCACUGGUCAAGGAGCACCUGUCGCGGGCCGUCGAUCCGGACCCGCGCAGCAGGGUGCGGUGGGAGCGCAAGAUGGUGAUGCGGGCGGUGCGCAACGGCACGAACCCGUUCAGCAAGGAGCCGCGGAAGCUGCGCAUCGCGCGGACGGAGCGCGAGGUGUCGAGCAAGUCGCCGUGGCUGGCGACGAGCGUCAAGAAGCUGGUGCACCUGUCGCGGCAGAUCGCCGGCAAGCCGCUCGACGAGGCGCUGGUGCAGAUGCGGUACAGCAACAAGAAGAUGGCGCGCGAGGUCAAGGUCCAGCUCGAGCUGGCCCGCGACCUGGCCAUCGCCGAGCGCGGCAUGGGCCUCGGUGAGAUCAACGGCGAGGUCCUGCACCCCAGCCAGGCCAUCAAGAUCCAGACCAAGAAAGGCAAGCACGUCGAGAUCACCGACCCCACCCGCAUGUACGUGGCCGAGUCGUGGGUCAACCGUGGCCCAUGGCGAGCAAAGGUCCCCUCGUACCGCGCCCGAGGUAACAUCCACAUGCUCAUGAAGCCUUCGACGAGCAUCUCCAUCGUUCUCAAGGAAGAAAAGACCAGGAUACGCGAGCACCAGGAACGCGUGGCUAAGAAGCAGCGCCAGCGGGUCUGGGUCCAUCUUCCCGACAGACCCAUCACGGCGCAGAGGCCGUACUACUCCUGGUAGACGGACGAGG
This is a messenger RNA of Lasiosphaeria miniovina, 1135 nucleotides long. RefSeq names its product ribosomal protein L22/L17. Gene Ontology annotation, molecular function: structural constituent of ribosome. Gene Ontology annotation, biological process: translation. NCBI's taxonomy places the organism in Eukaryota, Fungi, Ascomycota, Sordariomycetes, Sordariales, Lasiosphaeriaceae. Bases 154 to 1125 code for a protein of 323 amino acids. The transcript has 2 exons. The record is from RefSeq and is a predicted model, not a curated record. Gene Ontology annotation, cellular component: mitochondrial large ribosomal subunit; ribosome.